ACAAAAUUGAUUGGCCUCCAAAGUGAGACAAAAAGUGGAUAUAAUUAUAAUUCUUUUUAAAAAUCUUUUUUUCUGUGUGAAGGGGUUUUGAAACAAUUUGAAGAUGUCUAGUGAGAAGAACCCUGAGGUGGCUGGCUGCGACGCCUCCAUCAUGAAGAACGUCUGGGAGAUCAGGCUGAGAGAAUACGGACAGAAAAUGCAGCUGGAGCAGAAACGGAUGGAGAAGAGUGCAUUGCCCUCCAUUAACCAGGACUGGGCAAAUCGUACUACAGCCAAACUGCGAAAAUACAAAAGGGUGGAAAGGAAAACUAAACCCACUGAGACUCAGGAAGACAGCAAUAUCUGGAAGAGCAAGCAACCCCAGGUUCCUCCUACUCUUCCUUGUGGUGCAGGUGCAGGUCCAGGUCCACUCAGCCAAUCAGGCCAGAGCAGAGGCUUGCCCACUCAAGCCUUGAACUACAAGGACAAAAAGGGGCAGCACAAGAAUUUCAACAGGUUACAGUUACUCAUGUUCAUCACCCAGACUCAACCUUCUGCUAUGCUGUGGGGAAAGUCAUGGAAGUACAACAAAUCUUUGCCAUCACCAGCAGAGGGCAUUACAGCUAGAUCAGACUGGAGCCAGUGCUGGAUGUUUGCUACCCAGCAACCUUACUCUGAAGCAGGCAAGCCUUGGCCAAACAGGCCCAACAUGAUGGACCCUCGCAGUCUUCAUCUCUGGAAGAAACCUGACCACAGUGUGAUAGAAUCAGAACUAAACUUAAGUCUUCCCACUGAGGAGUGGCAUAUGUCCUGGAGAAAAUCCAACAAAAACAAUAAGGAGGAUACAUCUUCUGUAAAUAGAGAGAGCAUUGGAUACUUCACCCUAUUGCUGGAAACUGAGCACCACUCAGCCUUAUGCUCAUCAGAGUGGAGCGAGUCAUGGAGAUCCACCAAGCAAGCAAGUCAGCAGGAACAUAUUACUGUUCCAAAUGAUGGUUUAAUUGAUGAAUCUAUUGCUAAUAAGCAAGAUAAGAAUAGUGAAAUGAGCUUCAGGUGGGAAGAAUGUUGGAGGCUUGUCAACCAUCAUGGGUGCAACAAAUCCCAGUUGUCUCAAGUUCAAAGAUCUCCCAGCCCAAAAUGGUCUAAUCCAUGGACAGCCACUAUGGUGGUUUUAAACAACCACAAGAAUUCUGAUCCCUCUGGGAGGCAAGAUCCCAGUGAUACCUAUGAUGAUUUCUCUGAGUGGAGCGAGUCAUGGCAGGUGACCAAAAACAUAUCAAAACCAUGUGAAGAAAUAGAGAAAGUCCUAAAGGCCUACCCACCCAGGAUGGAGACUGCUGUGGAAGCUGAGAUGGUGGAAGAGAAACCAAAGGAGCCUUAUUCAACUUCAGAGAAAGCAGACCCAUACUAUGAGCAACUGAAACAUAAUAUUAUAUAUCAGUCAAAGACAGAAUUCACCCAAUUUCAGCAGCUUCUUCUGAAACAGGUGGAAAAUGUCUUGUCCUCAGAAUGGAGGGACUCCUGGAAGACACUGAAAAAUAGAAUGAGGGUAGAGAGAAGAAGAAUAAAGCCUGACCCUUUGAGGCCUUUCAGAAUGUCAUUGAACAGGGCAAACAUGAAGUUCACUACCUCAGAGUGGAAAGACUCAUGGAAAUUCAUCUUUCAGUCUCUGCGUCAGGAACCUGAACUCUGGCAGCAGGAUUGGUCCACCACACCCCAAAUCCGAGUAGAUUGGGCAAGGGACCAGAAAAACUUUGCAACUUUGGAACUCUCUAAGAACGGGCCAUCUGUGGAGCGGAGUUGGGGAGAAUCAUGGAGGUUCUCAAGGCACCAGUACCAAUCAGAACCUGAGCAGGGUAAUGCACAAACCAGCCAAGAAAGGUCAAGUAUGGCCUUCCACAAUUCUGAUGAUUCAUGGACUCAGAAGAAGUAUGUUAGGUCAGCUUCUGAAUGGCGGGCAGCCUGGAUGGUCUCAGAAAGUCAAUUCCACCAUGAUAAACCCUACCUGACCCAGUGGAGGGAAGCAUGGAAGUGGUCAGUCUUCCAUGCAGAGCACUGGAUUGAGCAGGUGCUUAGAGACAACUUGAUGGAGGACGUAUUGGAGAUCCAACCCCUAAAAAAGAAGAUUUCCUUGCAGAGAGCCAAAGCUAGAAUGAGCCCGUCUUUUGACAACCAAAUGUUCAGGGAAAGAUACUCUGAGAAACAGUGGAGUGCCUCAUGGAGAGCUGGGUCACUUCUGAACCAUCAAAUGAAUCAUUAUGUCUCUUCAGAAACACCUGGGAAAAAAAUAAACAACGCCACUCAGCAGCAACAUGCCAUUAACAGUGAGCAUAGAUCUAAGUGGGGAAGGUCAUUCAGACUUGCCAACCCCAUGCCCCAUGUGGAAAAACCCUGGGUGGAGUCCUCUCCUAACCCAUGCCACUAUACAGUUAUGUGGUCAAGAGAAAAUGACAUACAAAACAAAAUCAACAAGAGCUUUAACAAAAACCCUGCAAUCCUCAGGCUUUGGGGAAACUCCCAUCAGUUCCUGCAGGGUGCCAGUGUAGAGAUCAAAGACAAAAGUAAGUCUAAGGAGCCUGUUGACCCUAGGGUGAUUAUAACAAAGAAGACCAAAAUAAGUAGAUAUCUGUACUCCAAUAUUAAAAUGGAGAAACAGUCAGAGAGGAAGUGGGCAGGAUGCCACCUUUUGGGUAAAACCCAACCACGUCCCAGGAGAGGCUCUGCUUCGGUAAAGAAGCUUAAGAUGGAGGAUGAAACUGAAGACAAGUUCUUUGAAGAGUGGGUAGAAUCUUGGAGGCUUUUGGUCCAGCCUGGUAGUCUGAAAAAGAUACCAAUGAAGUCACUUGCAAGUUGGGCUGAGUCAUGGAAGUUUCUCCUUCAACCAUACCAGCCAAUGAAUGACCCUAAGGCCAAAUAAAAGGCAUGGAUCAGUCAACUUUCAGGUCAGACAGAUCAGGUAGAACAUUUUCUUCAGGUUAUGAGAUGUUAACUGAUAUUUUCACUUUCACAUUUUAAGUGCUAAUGUUCAUUGUAGUAGAAAAUGAUCAUUUGAACAUAAUGAGUAAAUAUAUUUUUCUCUAUUCUCUUGUUCAGGAGCACACACACAUUGUCGAACCACCUGUUAAAAUAAUAACCAGAACUGUUAAUUAUAAUGUCAGGGAAAGCAAAAGAUAGGAUGAAAUAGUUGAAGAAGGCAACUGCAAGUUGAGUUUUGAAUUUUGAUGUUGAAAGGUUUGUAAUAGUUAUGAUGGAAGGACAAAUGUACAUGAAAGGCAUUGUUAUGUGAUGUAUGUGUGGAUGUGAGGUCAUUUACUGUAUUUUGAUUGAAGGAUAUAAAACAUCUGGACUUGUGUUCA
Molecule: messenger RNA, 3335 nt
Organism: Seriola aureovittata
Lineage: Eukaryota; Metazoa; Chordata; Actinopteri; Carangiformes; Carangidae
Exons: 2
Coding region: 104-2896 (930 amino acids)
Source: RefSeq, a predicted model, not a curated record